Molecule: messenger RNA, 1428 nt
Organism: Durusdinium trenchii
Lineage: Eukaryota; Dinophyceae; Suessiales; Symbiodiniaceae
Source: the annotation of a GenBank genome assembly
AUGGAUAUAGAAGAAACUCUAAGUCUAGCUUCCAAAGCGUUUUUUGAGCACUUGGAUAUGAGCAACUGGGUUGAUGGACAUGCUGAGGAACAAUUGAAGCGAAGCUCCAAAGUCUUGAGAGAACUGGCCAAGAUACUGGAGAGAGAUGGACAAGCACCGCAAAAGGCGUGGAUUGACUCUCGACAGGCUGAAAUUUGCACAGCUGUGACCAUUCUGAUCUAUGCAAUUUUCAUUGGCUUUGAGCUAGAGAUUGAGACCAAUCAUCCACAUGCAGCACCGGAGCUUUCCAUUGCCUUUCUGAUUUGCCAUGUCAUUUUCAAUAUUGUUUUUGUCGUGGAGUUGGUGUUGAGACUUCGAUCCGUUGGGAUAAGGUACUGUUCUCCUUUCAAUCCAGUAGGUUUCUUUGACACCUUGAUCAUCCUUAUUGGCACUGGUGAGACGGUCUUCUCCGUGUCUCUGGCCAUCAUGUCGGAAACAGAAGGUAGUGGGGAUGGUUCUUCAGUGCUUGCCAUUGCUGGUGUCAUGCGUAUUCUCCGAUUGCUUCGUCUUGCUAGGCUCCUGCGAGGCUUCUUGGUUUGCCAUGAGUUGCGCUUGCUUGUCACAGGCAUGAUGCUGGCGCUCCCAACUGUCGUGUGGGCUGGCGUCCUGUUUGCAAUUGUCGUGUAUUUGGGAACGAUGUUUAGCGUCAUUUUGCUGGGGAACAUGGAGGAGUUGCAUCAAUAUUUUGGCACUUUUGGCUUGGCGCUCUGGAGUCAUUUUGUCAUUGUGACGAUGGAGACCUGGCCAGACGUAGCUGAUGCAGUGCUGGAAGUGGCAAGUCCACUUUGGGGAGUUUACUUCGUGGUCUUUAUUUGUGUGUCGAGCAUGUCGCUUAUGAAUUUGGUCACUGGCGUCAUUGCUGAGAAGCUGCUCACGACCAGGGAGGAUCCUUUGCCUGAAGUGCAGAUUGAUGAGCUGGAGGCAUUCCGGAAAGAAAAGUCAGCGUUGAAAGCCGACUUGAAGGAGCUCUUUCAAGAGGAAGAGAUAUGCGCCGACCUCUUCUGUGGUUUGUUGGAUUCGCCGAAACUGCGAGUCUGGCUCAACAAGCUGCAGGUGUCUGCAGAGCUGCCUUCGAAUGAACUCUUCAGUCUCAUCACAUCCAACAAUGAAGCUUUAACUCUGGAUGGGGUGGUUGAUGGCAUCCUUUCUUUGAGGGGAUCCAGUGUGCGAGUUCAUUCCCUCCUACUGCAGCAGGACCUUCGACGCUAUGGCCGUGAAGAGUUAGGGACUCUUGAGGAGCUACAGCAUGAUGUUCAACAGAAGACGCUGGAACAAUUGCAAUGCUUGCAGCAGAGCUUGGCAGAGGAGCUUGCGUGCAUAAGUGCUCUUGUGGAGCACGAUGCUACCGCUGAGGAAGGCAGACCAAAAAGGAUCAAACGGGACUUCUAG